AGGGCUUUCAGUCACUGACAAACUGUGGUUGUGCGAGGGUGGAUAAUCAUCUUCCAAAUUUUCUCUUGGAAUAUUUCCUGCCCGCCAAUUUGCAUAUCGUUACAUGCAAGACAUUUUUCUUUUUCGCAAUGAGACUCGAGUAAAGUGAGGCACGCGACAGUUAAAAUCGUCCGUGGAAAAGUAAAUUGCGAAUUGUUGAUCGAUCGUUAAAAAGUAGCAAGAAUGUCUAGUGCGCCGCUGUCUAGCGGAUUGAGUAAGCUCAAAAAGAAACAUUUUCGCGUUAAGCAUCAGAAGGUUAAACUUUUUCGUGCAAAUGAGCCGCUUCUCAGCGUUUUCAUGUGGGGUGUCAAUCACACGAUAAAUGAACUCAGUCAUGUCAACAUACCAGUGAUGCUGUUGCCAGAUGACUUCAGAGCGUACAGUAAAUUAAAAGUUGAUAACCACCUCUUUAAUAAGGAAAAUAUGCCUUCACAUUUCAAAAUAAAAGAAUAUUGUCCUCUGGUUUUUCGAAAUUUACGUGAAAGAUUCGGCAUCGAUGACUUGGAUUACAAAGAAUCAAUGACCAGAUGUCGAGCAUUUAAUCCUUCAAGAGCAAAAAGGCGUUCAAAUUUAAUGGCUACUUCUGGAAGGAAUCAUCAUUUGGUACAACGUUCUGCCACUGUUCCUUCGAUAACAAUAUCCCCUCCUACUAUUUCUCAAAUUCCAGUUUCAAAUAAGCAGCAUCGAACCUACAGUUUUAAGCCAAAGCGACUGAGAUCUCAACCUACUCUGGAUGAUUCUUCAGGGAAAAGUGGCGCCAAAUUCUACCAGUCGUAUGACAAAUUGUUCAUUAUCAAAACACUCACGAGUGAAGAGGUCGAAAGGAUGCACUCCUUUUUGAAGCACUAUCAUCCAUACAUAGUGGAGCGACAUGGAAAAACACUUUUACCACAGUAUCUUGGAAUGUAUCGACUUACUGUUGAUGGGGUGGAACAUUAUGUUGUUGCGAUCAGAAACGUUUUUUCAAAUCAUCUGACCACCCACAAAAAAUUUGAUUUGAAAGGAUCUACUGUAGAUAGGGAAGCUUCUGACAAGGAGAAGGAGAAAGAUCUUCCUACAUACAAAGAUAAUGAUUUUGUAAAAGAAGGAAUGAAAAUUUACAUUGGCGAGGAGGCGAAAGAGAAACUCAUAGAAACAUUAACCGCUGAUGUGGAUUUCUUAACGCGAUUACAUUUAAUGGACUAUUCCUUACUUCUUGGAUUACACGAUUGUGUACGAGCUGAACAAGAAAAUCGAGAACGGGCUGAAAGGGAGGAAGAUGAGGAUAAUCAUGACGACGAGGACGACAGUGAAUCUGGCAGUGGAUUAGACUCUCGGGGUAACGCUGUCGGAGAUCGCUUAUGGGGCUGGGGUGGUAUUAUAGGAAUGGCGACACCCCCAGAAUCUCCUCACGCGGCCCUUAUGCGUGAAACAAGCUUGCAGUAUGAAGAUGCAAUAAUCCCAGAACUAGAUAUUUAUGCCAUUCCAAGUAAAGAAGGUGCACCUACGAAAGAAAUAUAUUUCCUUGCUAUAAUUGAUGUCUUGACUCAUUAUGGUGUCCGUAAGCAGGCAGCGAAAGCUGCUAAAACUGUCAAAUAUGGCGCAAAUGUUGAUGGAAUUUCUACCUGUGAUCCUGAACAGUAUGGAAAACGAUUCAUAGAAUUUAUGAGCAAAGCAAUAGAAUAAAUAAAUUUCGUGUUUUUAAUAUCAGAGACUCUUGACGUAUAGGAAACAACGCAGUUCUACGUCCAGUUCGUUUCGUAGUCACUAUAGAAUGAUAUUUGGCAAGACUGGAAAAUAUAUAGCAAUUAGGCAGAUUACAACUUUUUUCGGUCUGCCCGAUUCUAAAUAAUUCACGACACUUUCUUCGAGACCCAAUACUAGUCAAAAUCACUUCUCCCAAAAACAAAAAAAAACUUUAUUCAAAUUAACACUGCAAAACAAUUCUGUCGACGAAAUCAAACGCUCUUUAAAAACUAAUACGUUCAAAACUAAACAAGUUCUUCGAAAUGGAACAUUUCACUUUUAAACACAAAACACUUGGAAUAGCGAUGAAACUAGAAAACUAUUCUAGUGGGUUCCAACAUAGUUUUAAAUGAAUGAAUUUAUUGAUGUUGUGUAUUUGUAGUGCUUUCAGAAAGACUACUUGUAAAUCUUAUUAAAAACUGAAUCAAACACAACAUCUCUUUUUAAAAAAAAUUAUAUUUGGAUUGUUUUGUCGAAUUAUUCUCCGAAUUUUUUAAAUUUGCUUUAAAAAGAAUGAAAUGAUCGAAUGUCAAGUACUCGCAUAUCUCAAACAGAAAGCAUGGCUUUAAAUAAGUAAAAAAUUUCGGUGAAUAAUUGUAAGAAAAAAAUGAAAUAUUUGAAAGGGGUUUUCGAGUUAUAAUUCUUUGGAAAAAUUUUUUGCUUUCCUAUUUUUUUUAAGGAUAACUGUUAUUUUUAUCUGGAAAGCGUAAAUUAGGAGAAAGAGGUAGAUAUUGCUUGCUAAAAUAUUUAGCGAGUGUUUUAGAAUUGUGAAUUCUGUCCGGUUAAAAAAAGCUCAAUGAGAGACUGGUUUUGCCAAUAACAAUCUUUUGAAAAGCGAACUUUUCUGCUGGUUCCAGAAAUGCCAGCGGCACUUGAUUAUUAAUCACAUUUUUCGAUUAAUCAAAAGCAAUUGUACUACAAUUGAUAAUUAUUAGUUUUACCUAUGAAAGGUACUCGUCUAGUCUCGAUUCAAAUACUUUGUAUGAUUUUCUAUGUUGCCAAUGUAUUGAAUAAACUCGAAGCGAAAAAGAAAUAUCACUUGUCAAUAGCAGUGUAUUAUAAUUGUAUGGUUUUUAUUUUAAUUAAAGUGAAAAUGCGCUCAACAAAA
Molecule: messenger RNA, 2872 nt
Organism: Leptopilina boulardi
Lineage: Eukaryota; Metazoa; Arthropoda; Insecta; Hymenoptera; Figitidae
Gene: PIP4K
Product: phosphatidylinositol 5-phosphate 4-kinase type-2 alpha
Exons: 9
Coding region: 223-1704 (493 amino acids)
Biological process (GO): phosphatidylinositol metabolic process
Molecular function (GO): phosphatidylinositol kinase activity
Source: RefSeq, a predicted model, not a curated record